AUGUUUAUGAUCUCUGUAUUGUUCAAUCUGUGCUGUUGUAUUAGCAACAAAGCCAAUCCACUGUUGGAGCCAUCGAAUAAAGGUAGCGGAUUGAUGUUUGACGAGUACCUGGAUGGAAUUGAUGCGCGUGAAUAUGCCAGGGAUAAGGCAAGGAGAUUCUACGACUACAUUGAUAGAUACAGUAGGAGAAUCCCAUACUUACGUAGACCAUAA
Messenger RNA from Enterospora canceri, 213 nucleotides. The record is from the annotation of a GenBank genome assembly. Lineage: Eukaryota; Fungi; Microsporidia; Enterocytozoonidae.